Molecule: messenger RNA, 798 nt
Organism: Strongylus vulgaris
Lineage: Eukaryota; Metazoa; Nematoda; Chromadorea; Rhabditida; Strongylidae
Source: the annotation of a GenBank genome assembly
CGCUUCUUUUGGCAUAUUGUUUCUCUAGACAUCUAAUACAACUGUCAAUUUCAGCAGUCGAUGUCUCAAUCUAAUAACGAAAUCGUUACGGUUAACUCUUUUGAAGUUCAAGCUUCUCUUUGUGAUUGCCUGUUAUUCAGUUUUCGGUGCCUGGCUUUUUAUGACGCUCGAGGUACCCACUGAUCUUGCCGCCAAGGAAGAAGCAUAUCAUGCCCGCCUUAUAGCCAGGGACGUAAUGAUUCUCAAUUUGCGAGCUAUUCAUCAGAGUAACAAGGAAGACAGAGAAGAACGUUGGAAAGACGCUAUUCUUAAUUUUGAAAAUGACCUCGGGUUAGAAGAACCUGUUAGAGAUAGCGCGUGGACAUUCUGGAUGGCAUUUCUUUAUGCAGGAACUAUUUAUACAACAAUAGGUUACGGUAACAUCGCAUGUGUCACUACGGCAGGCCAAGUAGCAACAAUAAUAUACUCAAUGAUUGGUAUUCCAAUAAUGCUUCUGAUUUUGAAUGACCUGGGAGCAUUCCUACUUGUUUGGGUAACCCGAAUCGCAUGCGGAUUUAGCGAUGUAAUGCUUUUCUUAGGUAUUCGUAGCGGAAUCAGAAGAAUGGGCAAGGAUUCAAAUGAGCGGUUGAGAUACACUUUCAUAAGCAGAAAACUUGCUAAUGUUGGACUUAUAGGGGCAGUUUCUGAGUCCACUAUUGCACCAAUUGUCAAGCUUGAACGUUACGGAGGUCUCAGCAUUAGCUGGUCCUUGUGUUUUAGGGUCAGCCUUCCGUUCAAUAUGAUUCAUAUAACGUAGGU